This is a messenger RNA of Pedinophyceae sp. YPF-701, 1248 nucleotides long. NCBI's taxonomy places the organism in Eukaryota, Viridiplantae, Chlorophyta, Pedinophyceae. The record is from the annotation of a GenBank genome assembly.
AUGGAGGCGUACGUGGUCGACGGGCGCGCCUGCGCGGCCGAGGAGGUCGGGGCGAGCAAGAUCCCCGCGGAAAUGCUGAGGUCGUCGCCGGAAGGAGUGUACACUAGCUUCCUGCUGUGGCCUAGCGGGGAGGUGCACGACCGCCAGCUGCACAGGGAGCGGCUCGCGCUGUCCAUGCUGGCGGUCGCGGCUUCCGCGGAGUCUCACCCGUGGAACGCGGCCGUCAAGGAGCUUCUCGCCCACCUGUCGUCGUCGCACGGCGUCUGCUGCUGCCACCCCCCGAUUCCAAAGAGCUCGCUGCUGGCGCGGAGCGAGGAUCUGCGGAAGGUCUCAGGCUGGCCCUCCCUGCACUCAGCGCUGUGGAGCGACCUCGUUCUCUUCGCGGGUAUCGCGAUGGACCGCUCCAUCGCCGCACUGCCAGCGCUGAGCGCGGACACGGCCCCGCUCCCGCCAGGGCGGGCCAAGGCGUCCACGCGGAAGUGCGUCGUGGUUUUCGAGCCCGCGAGCAGCGACAGCCGCCUCACGCCGUGGUCCGAGGCCUCCCCGGCCUCCCCGGAGCGCGGCGCUGGACGCCCUCUUGCCUUUUGUCCGACGGCCGCCGCGGACCUGCGGCGGGACGACCCGAACAAGACGACGGCCCCGCAGAUGGGCGUGUCCGUGCGCCUCCUCGCGCUCGCGCCGGAGCCCGCGGACCCCGCGGGCGCGACGGCCAGCGCCCCCAUGCGCGUCGUGACAGUUCAGAGCAGGCGACGAGGGCCGACCGCGGCGAAGUACUGCGACUGGGCGCGGGAACGCACGGAGCUGCGGAAGCUCCAGGAGGUCGACGAGGUGCUGAUGUGCGCGGGCGACGCCAUGCUGGAGGGGUUGGUGUCGAAUUUCUUCAUCGUGGAAAGCGACCCGACGCGCGCGCGGCUGACCACGGAGGCGCUCGCGACGGUCUGCCGGCCGGACGUGCCGCCGGAGGCGAGGAAGCUCCGCCUGCGCACCGCGGGCGUCGCGGACGGCGCGCUCCCGGGGGUGGUGCGCGGGCGCGUGAUGGCGGAGUGCGCGGCGGCGGGCGUGCCGGUGGUCGUCGGGCCGCCGGAGCUGUCGUCGCUGCGCAAGUGCCACGAGGCGUUCCUGUGCAACGCGUACCGCGGGGUCGCGGGGCUCGCGGCCGGGGGCCCCCCGGGGCAUGUGGAGGCAGUGGGGGGGGGUGGGAGGGGGGUGUUGACGGAGUGGCUGCAGAACGCGCUGCGCGUGUCGUAG